CUGAGACGGAGUUGAGGGAGGGGAGAGGGAGAGGAAGGGAGAGGGGGAGUGCGUGUCUGUGCUAGUGCCUGUCAAUGGUUUAGGUCCGCGGCCGGCUGGGAGAGUGGGAGAGUGGGAGAGUCGCGUGCGAGAGUGGCAGAGUCAACACACGGCCACAAUAGGGGUUGCCGAGGGAAAGUUUGCCGUGUUUUAAGGUUUACAAGGGAGGAGAAAGCCGCCGGAAGAGAGCCACAGUGGAGCUUACAAGACUUCCGAUGUUUACCUGUGAGAGAGAACCGCUCUAUAUAGUGCCGUGAUGGUGUUUACAAGGUUUUAUUGAGGGUUUGCAAGUGAGAAGAAAGUCCACUAGAAGGACAGAGUGGAGUUUACAAGACCUUCGAUGUUUACAAGCGAGAGAGAACCGUUCUGCAAAGUGCCGUGAUGGUGUUUACAAGCUUUCGUUGAAGGUUUACAAGUGAGAAGAAAGUCACUAGAAGAAGGACAGAGUGGAGUUUACAGGACUUACGAUGUUUACAAGCGAGAGAGAACCGUUCUGCAAAGUGUCAUGAGAGUGUUUACAAGCUUUUUCGCUGAGGAUUUACAAGGGAGAAAAAAGUCAUCGCAAAAGGACCAGAGUACGAGUAGAGUUUAAAAGCUUACAAGUGCGAGAAUGAAGCAACCAACAGAGUGGCAUUACAGUUUACAAGCGUUCAUUGACGUUGUGCAAGUGAGGCAGAAAACAAUCGUAUGAGGGCCACAAUACAGUUCACCAGGAUACAAAAUUGACAAGCAGAAAAAAAAGUGUCCUACAAUAUAUUACUACAAAGUGCUACAGAGUUACAUGCCAGAGAAAUAUCCUUUUAUUAAGUCUACAAACUUACACCACCUACUCGCAAAGAAAACGCAUACUAAAGCUUACCACUAUUAAAUAUACAAGCAUACAGGAAUAACAAGUGAAAAAAAAGCGUCUACUAUAGAUUAUCACAAGUUCACAAGACCUACAAGAUGAAAGAGUGUUUUAAAAAGUGCCACUACGAGACACACUACAAGCUGGCAAUGUUAACAAGGGAGGGAAAAGCGUUCUGAACAGUGCUUGCAGGACGGAGAAGCAAAGGACCUACCGAGUGCCGUCAGGACGCAUGAAUAUAAAAGGCGGGCCGUUCAAGACCUCCAUUUGUGACUAUAAAGGCUUGUCAGGUCCGGAGAGAGGUAGUGCAGCUGGAACAACGUGGUGCGAGGAGACAGGGCAUCGCGCGGGAGAUAUUAAAACCAAGUGCGGAUAAUUUAUAAGCGUCGCAGUGGAAAAGCCUUGACAGAAGCGAAUGGUGCCGUGCGUGUCGAGUCGUGCGAUGGCGGAAAGCGGGGGGGAAGGUUUUGUUAGAUGGAACUAUACAUGGCUCUAGGAGUGUGUGUACGACGCUGUGGCCUUAGAGACGAGGUGAUGGUUGUAAUACGGAGAGACUGCGUUCCGCCACCUCCCACCCACCAGCACCACCGCCACUGCCACCAACUACAUCACAACAAGCCAUAGAAGCAGUACGUUAAUUAACCUCAAAGGACACACGCAAGGAGAAGCUGCUAUGGCACGCGAAGGACUGCCCGCCACGGCCCGUCAUUUGAACCUGCCGCGGGGGAAGCGUAUCGUGCUGUACAGGAGUGGUGACAAGUUCUACCCGGGAGCUCCCUUUACCGUCAACCCGCGCUACAUCAAGAGCGUGAAUGACCUGCUUGCUGAUGCCACUGAGAAGGUGGACGCGGUCUGGGGUGCGGUAAGGAGCAUUCACACCCCUAACACUGGUACCAAAGUCAACACUCUCGAAGCCAUCAACCCUCAGGGAUCGUACGUGGCUGCUGGUGUCAAGGGCUUCAUCCAUAUCCCCGGCGGAUACGAGAACAUCGGAAAGCCAGUUCUAAUAAGGAAGAGGAGGACGGGACCGAGCCGGAACGCCUCCAGACGCUCCUAUUACGGGGAGGGCGUCUUCAGGGGCUUCAAGGUGGCUGUGUACAGGAACGGCGACAACACGACCACCUAUCCAUUCACCUUCACCACGGACGACUACGAUGACUGGGAUAAGGCGCUCGACAGGCUGUCCAAAAAUCUCCCCAACGGCCCCAUUAAAAGAUUCUUCUACCUCAGCGGCAACCCCGUCCAGGGCCCUGAGGAUCUCAUCAAUUACGGGACCUACGUGGUGGCGGGCCGGGACGAGGACUUCCACAAGGCGCAGUACGUAGACGUGACGCUUGGGGUGGAGGACGACGGCUCGACAACCUUCUUCGGGGACCCUCGCAGCAGAUGGUCUCAAGCCUCUCCAGGGACCGUAGACUCAGGCGGGAGACUUAGCCAGAAUCAUAGUUCUCCCUCAAUCUCCGCCUCGCAAGGAUCAGAGAGGGGAGGAAUAGAAGAGGAAGACGAGGAAGAAGAGGACGAGGACGACGCUGAAUACUCCUACUACGAAAAUUACAGACACAUCGAGGAGGAGGAAGAGGAAGAGGAAAAGCGGAGGGAGCGUGGAAGCGAAUGGUCUGGAGGAACGGGAGAAGAGGAAGAAGAUAGCGGAGGAGGAGGAAGGUGGAGAAGAGAGGGAGGCUUCGACCAGGGCAGCGAAGUAAUGAUUCUCGGCGAUAGCGCUGAAGACCACGACCUGCGAGUGUACGGGGACACGGCCUUCCCGAUGCAGUCCCCGAUCGUGGAGGAGUCAGAAGGGGAGCAGGAGGAGGAUGAGGAGGACGGGGAGGAGAUGGAAGAAGAGGUAGAGGACUGGAGAAGCGAGGAAGGCGGGAGGGUCAAAUCCAGGCUCUCAGUGUUCGACAGUGGCCACGCGUCCCUGCUGAGUGAUGAGGACCGGCCAGACAGCGUGUUCAGGGCUAAGAGGCUGUCACGCCCCGCCACGCGCGCCAUUGAGGUGGAUUACGACACAGAUGACGGCGGCGUGUACAAGGCCAAGCGCCACUAUGACUACGCCGCCCAGGAGGUGCUCGAGUCCUCAGCUACCAACAUCGAGCUGCCUGUGGACCUGCUCGAUGCCGCGGAGGUGCAGGAGGAUAUCUACGCCGCGUGACAGCGUCGAGAGGAGACGAGCGCGACGCUUUGAUCUACGCCGGACAGUAAACCGAAGGAUUUCUGUUAUUUCCUUGUGUAUCUGUCCCAUGUAUCUGUGACACACGCGCCGCGCCGUUGGGUCUUUGCCACAGUAUUUUUUCCCGCUGCGGGAGAUGAGCGCCGCGGCAGAGCCCGGCUUAGUGUGCCUUUCAACGUCGUCCAAAGAAAAGUCUCUUCGGUCCUUUCACUCGCUCCGUAUCAGGUUUGGGAAGUUUCGCCUCGCGUGGGAUGGCAGAUCGAAGCUGAUUCAAUAUACUUAUUUAUAUACAUAGCCGAAGCUGAUAGUAUAUAUUUAUAAACGUAUGUUGCACUAAAGAAUAUGGAAGGACUUUUUUCCAUCUUGUUAAGUUCGAUACACGAUUGAAAACCCCAGUGUUGUGUGUAGCACAAGGCAAUGAUGCUGUGACUGAACUGGGUUGGAGUGGGGCGUGAUGGGGCAUGAAUAUUCUGCCCUCGCCUGUCCGCCGUACUCCAACAAUGUGGCUCUUGCUGUACGCUGGGGAUGCCGUCACGUGCUCCAAUGCAAACUACAUACAGAAAACUAACCCUUCAAGUGACGCGUGGCUCAAUAAAUCGUGUACGCUUUA
Eriocheir sinensis (Chinese mitten crab) is the source of this 3666-nucleotide messenger RNA. Its product is annotated as doublecortin domain-containing protein 2-like. Lineage: Eukaryota; Metazoa; Arthropoda; Malacostraca; Decapoda; Varunidae. The record is from RefSeq and is a predicted model, not a curated record. Bases 1560 to 3038 code for a protein of 492 amino acids. The transcript has 10 exons. Gene Ontology annotation, cellular component: microtubule; microtubule organizing center. Gene Ontology annotation, biological process: intracellular signal transduction.